Prorocentrum cordatum is the source of this 1427-nucleotide messenger RNA. Lineage: Eukaryota; Dinophyceae; Prorocentrales; Prorocentraceae. The record is from the annotation of a GenBank genome assembly.
GGAUGGACGGAGCCAUAUUGGUGGCUCCGAUCUUGGACGAGGAGUCCGAGCACCAGGUAUAUUUGCCGAACGGCAGCUGGUAUGAGCUAUUCACGAACAAGGUCAAGAAGGGGCCCACCGAGCGGCGAGGGAACUCGGGCCUCGACGAGAUACCCGCGUACGUGAGGCCCGGCACCAUCGUCACGCUGGGCCCGGUGAUCCAGCACAUGGGCGAGCUGCCGGGCGGGGCCCUGAAGGUGCACGUCUACGCGGGAGCCGACGCCGAGUUCGAGCUCGUGGAGGACGACGGCGACACGUACCUCUACAAGGACGGAGAGGUGCGCAACACGCUGUUCAAGUGGGACAACGCCGCCGGCGAGCUCUCGUGGAAGGCUUCCGUGCGGAGCGCGAUCCGCGCGCACUGCGCGAGGGAGCGCGGCACCGCGCCAGCUUGCCCGGUGAAGUACCGCGAAAGCGUUUUGCUGCACGAUGUCUUGUUCGGCACCCAUACGAAGAGUGCGCGGCUGAGGCUGGUCAACAUCCCGCGGCUUGGCAAUCUAGCCGACCCGCCCGCGGUGCAAGCGGUAGUGGCGCCGUGCAACCUGGGCCUAGUGCCGAAGCCUGCGCAGUGGGUCGUCCAGCCGCGCUAUUCGCUCGAGGUGGAGGGUGGCGUCUACGCCCGCGGCGGCGUCGGGGUGCGGGAGUUGGACGACGUCGUCGCCAGGCUGGACGUGCGGGCCCCGUGCAGCGCGGGCAUGCUGCGCAGCAUCCCGCUGCGCCGGCAGGAUGCGUGCGACAUGACGAUUCUGGGCUUGGCCACGUCGCGCUCCCUCACCGUGGCGCCCGACAACAUGAAGACCCGGGUGGCGGAGUCUCUCAGGAGGCCCAUCUCGCACCACCACGGGCACGCCAGCACCAAGGGACGGGGAGCCCUGGACCGCCUCGUCCGGCAGCGGGUCUGGCAGCGGGUCCGGCAGCCAGUCUGGCAGCCGUUCCGCCUAAGGGUGAUCUUUGCGCUCCCGCCCGGGUGGCCCGCCGAGUGGGCAGGCAUCGCCUUCCAGGGCCCCAGGUGGUACGUUCUUCGGCGGAGGCACGGCGGACACGUUCUUCGGCCAGGCGGCGCUGGCGGAGAAGCAGGCGCGCCCGCGUGCCCCGAGCAGCAGAUGGGAGGCGACACCGCGACCAAGGGCAAGUCCAAGGGCAAGGGCAGCGGUGGCAAGCUGAUCUCGUCAUCGCUGCCGUGUAAGUACUUCGGGUCCGCCAAGGGGUGCAAUUUCGGGGACGACUGCGCGUACAAGCACAACAACCCGAACUCGGUGGCGCCGUGCAAGAACUUCGCCAGCCCCGAGGGCUGCAAGCACGGCGACAAGUGCUUCUACCGCCACACCGACUUGGAAAUUCCACAGGAGAAGGUGAAGGGCAAGGGCAAGGGGGCCGCAGAGUCUUGA